Messenger RNA from Cryphonectria parasitica EP155, 767 nucleotides. Its product is annotated as 60S ribosomal protein L23. The transcript is spliced from 4 exons. Gene Ontology annotation, biological process: translation; ribosomal large subunit assembly. Gene Ontology annotation, molecular function: structural constituent of ribosome. The record is from RefSeq and is a predicted model, not a curated record. Bases 1 to 462 code for a protein of 153 amino acids. Gene Ontology annotation, cellular component: cytosolic large ribosomal subunit; ribosome. NCBI's taxonomy places the organism in Eukaryota, Fungi, Ascomycota, Sordariomycetes, Diaporthales, Cryphonectriaceae.
AUGGCUCCUCCUAAGACAGGUACCAAGGGCAAGGCCGGCUCCAAGAAGGCUAAGGAUGCCGCCAAGUCUGCUCUGAAGGGUGUUCACUCCCACAAGAAGGCCAAGGUCAGAACCUCGACCUCUUUCCGCCGCCCCAAGACCCUCGUCCUGGCCCGCGACCCCAAGUACCCCCGCAAGGCCAUCCACCACGAGCCCCGCCUGGAUGAGCACAAGAUCAUCGUCCACCCUCUCAACACUGAGUCCGCCAUGAAGAAGAUCGAGGAGAACAACACCCUCGUCUUCAUCGUCGACGUCAAGGCCAACAAGGCCCAGAUCAAGGCCGCUCUGAAGAAGCUGUAUGACAUUGACACCGUCAAGAUCAACACUCUGAUCCGCCCUGACGGCUCCAAGAAGGCUUACGCCCGCCUUACCCCUGAUGUCGAUGCUCUCGACAUUGCCGCCACCAAGCUGGCUCUCGUCUAAGCGCUCUCAUGGGUAGUUGAUGGGUUUCCGGCAAAAAUUUGGGGGGUCUUAUGGGUACAAAAGGGAAAUGAAUGAUUUAGGGCAUUCAAACGGCGUCACACAGGAUUUUCGAGGAGCUCUUGAUACCAAUGGAAUGAAUUGACAAGUCCUCAUCCUGGCCCUAAUGCGUAACGCCUCUAAUAAUGCGUGAACUACCUAUACCUUGGAUAUAUCCGAGAGGAAAUGCAUCAAAAGUAAAAGUGUAUCCAAUUCGUAAUAUUCCAGAUCGCAUUUCAUAUAUGCUACGGCAAUUUCCAGCUCUUCUC